UUCUCUUGACUCCUCUUUGGUCAGCACGGCCCCGCGACGGGAGUCAGUAUGCCUAUAUAGUCACCAACAUAACUGUCCAAUAUCUUUGUCGAGGGCCCAACUCUUGUAGUUGAAUUCCCAUCGCUAACCAUGGCUUUUCAAAAUCGACAACUUCUCUCUCGUCUGCAACACGACCUCGCAGAGCUCCAUGAUGCACCGUACCCUGGCGUGGCCUUCUUCACUGAUGAUGCCAACAUGCGCCAACUGUGUCUCAUCCUUACUCCUCCGAGCGGUCCCUGGAAGGAUCUCUCUCUCCAUUUUGAUGUAGAACUACCUCCUGACUGGCCCACUUCUCCUCCAAAAAUCAAGAGCAGUGUUAACGGAAUCCAGCACCCGAAUCUUUACUCCUCGUUUAUUUACUGCGAUCUCCUCAGGAAGGAUUCGUACAGGGAAAAUGGUUACACGGGAGGCUAUUCCCCGGCUUUGACGCUGCGUGGCCUUUUCCUACAAUUUUUGACAUUCUUCUCCAGUACAAAGAUUGAACAAGACUACGGGGGUGUUAUCGAUAUUGGUGACUUCAUUGUCGCCAAGUACUUCCGGGAGAAGAAUGUGGCCCAACGACUUGCCGACUUUGCUUCGCCUGACGAUUGCUGCGAAGCGUAUAGCUCCUUUCAACCAAACAAUCUCGAACCGUCUAGUAAACUGGAACUGGAAUGGGCGUCUAACCCGUCCCCGGAGGUCAUUGUGAGCGUCUACACCACUGGGGAUCAAGUGGUUACACACAAGACGAAAGGCGAAGGAUAUCCCGACCCCAUGCGUAUCCACAUGAUGGAAUAUCAGAAUUCUAAAUGGGGCCAGACCCUAAGGGCGAUUUCCAGCUGGACCUGCCGGAAGUGCCCAUAUGGCUCAGCAGCUUUUCCUCACUACCUCCCGCCAGCCCAAAGAUCUAUGACUAGGACCGUCGAUGAAUCUUCGCCGUUGCUCGUUCAUCUGGCUACAUGUGUCCUCGAAAACCUCCCUGACGAUAUUUUAUUCACGCUCGCCACUUUUCUCUCUUCCGAAACAGUCCUUGUCUUUUCAGAGGCUUAUCCUCGCUUCCGCGCUAUUGUGGAAUCAGCGCACGAGCUCCUCCGGCGGGAAUUACAGUGUUUCUUCUUGAGGACACCCCUCACCGGUUCCAUACUCGGCAUCGGUGUUGCUUGGGAUCCCCGACAACGUACAUUGACAUCCGAUUUCGACUGGCUAAGCAAGGAGGCGUUCCAGAAAUUUGGUGUGAGAAGGAGCAUUCAAAAACGAGCGUUCCAGUAUUUCCUUCCUCUGGCAUUUAGUCGUCCGCACUUCUUGUGGGCUCAGGAUAAGAUUUGGGAUGCAUUGCUGGUCGUAUACAAGGAGCUUCAGCAAGCAGACUGUACAUCACUUCAGCGGACGCAAGGAGUCUCGUUGUCUCGACAAUCCGAAACGCUCGAUGUCUCACCGUCUGACCUGCUCUGGGUCAUCUACAGGAUGAUGAACAAUACUGUUGUGGCACUCAUGAAGUCUUGCGAUGACGUCCUGACUACUCGCAACGGUGCUUCGUCUAGAGCGACUCUCCUCCAUGCAUCUGAAAAAGCUGUCUACUCGUACUGCCAUCUCUUCCAUCUUCUCUUAUGCCUUUCCGGUUCGGACCUGAACAUCCAGCAGGAUGCCACACGAAAAAUCUUGGAUUUUAUUGCUCAGUCAGGCGCUCGUGUCAAGGCCCGCGUUCCUGACCUCGGCGAGUUCAUCGUUCUUGUGACAUUUGUCCUUGCUUUAGGAAAGGGUGACGUCAAGUGGAGUAUUCUCAAUGGUCCUUUCCUUGAAGAAGCCAUUGUGCGCAAUGCGCGGUGGGUUCUCAGGGACCAUCCCGAGCUCGAGGUGAUGGAACAGGGCAGGAGCGAUCAUCGUCUGACCACGACGUUCAACCACUCCAAGACUAGUUUGCGACUCAUGAUGUUCCAGAUCACGUAUCUGACGAUAUUUGUCGAGACUUAUUCUUCUGAUUUGGGACGUUUGGAUGACAACUACGGAUUUGCAGAGAAGGAAAUUCCGGAGAAGAUGGUCAAGGCGAUCAAGGACAUCUAUAAGGUCGGAGACUGGCCUACGUUUUUUGAGAAGGUUCAGUAUGUGCGAGGCAAGUCGUUUGACCCGGAGAAGCUUUCUCAGUUGUUGAGGGAUGCGGUGAGGGUCAGUGCUGAGCGUGGGUAUCACAUGCCUGCGAAUCUAAACUAGCACGCGGAAUUCCAGGAACCAAGGGGACGGGAGGAACGAGGGGACGUAGUUACAGGAGAUAAACUGUCUUUUUUUGCUGCCGUCACAAGGAAAUGGCCUGUUUCUGACAAGUGCUUAUGCUGUACGACUAAGACAAAGUUUCAACCGGCAUCUUUCGGCAAUUAAUAGAACACGUUUAGCACAGCCA
Molecule: messenger RNA, 2413 nt
Organism: Desarmillaria tabescens
Lineage: Eukaryota; Fungi; Basidiomycota; Agaricomycetes; Agaricales; Physalacriaceae
Exons: 4
Coding region: 130-2226 (698 amino acids)
Biological process (GO): ubiquitin-dependent protein catabolic process; protein polyubiquitination
Molecular function (GO): protein binding; ubiquitin conjugating enzyme activity
Source: RefSeq, a predicted model, not a curated record